GUCGAGCUUGGUAACGCGGGCUUGUAAUCCAUGUGGAGACUAUAAGGUGAUGGGACAUUGGGCCGAUCUCUUUGGGCCGGGUUCGGUUAGGCUAUCUACUGGCCUGCCCGUUCCAAGUCGGGAGUUGACUGUUCGUACUCGAGCGAAGGCUUGCGGUUCGGACAGUCCUUAGAGCGGAGGAGACUGCGUGAGGCUGGUUUCACAGAGCAGCGUCCACCUCCCGCUUUCGACGGUGGAAGGAUUACGGGCCGGUGCCUACUGAGCCCACUAUGACCCAAUAAGCCGACUCCAAUCGGACCAUCACUUUUUUUUUUUGUAAGCCCAUCAUUACAAAACCCUAGACAAGACAAGAAUCAUUCCUUUCUUCUCCUCCGAUCUCUAUUGAUUGUCAAGUACAAUUUUUUUUUUUUGUGUUCUGUUCAUUGGUUGGGUUGAUAUUCGAGUAAGAAUGAAACCAGUGAUAGGCACAGUGGUAUCGAACAAGAUGCAGAAAUCAGUAGUCGUAGCCGUGGACAGACUGUUCCACAACAAGCUCUACAACCGCUACGUCAAGCGCACUUCCAAGUUCAUGGCUCACGACGAGAAAGACUCCUGCAACAUCGGCGAUCGAGUAAAGUUAGAUCCUUCGAGGCCAUUGAGCAAAAAUAAGCAUUGGGUUGUUGCUGAGAUCAUCAAGAAAGCUCGCAUCUAUUCUCCUCAAGCUGUCGCCGCUGCUAUUGCUGCUUCUGCAUCAACUUCCUCAGCCUCCGUUGCUGAUUCUACUGCUCAGUCUCAGGCUCCUCCAUCUUCUUCUACUUCUUCUUAAUCUUGCUUGCAGUUUUGUUAGGAGUCCGCACAUGCAUAGAGAAGGGAGAUGUGUGUCUUGGCUACUGUAUUUCAUGAGCUACUAAGGAAGACAGCUUUGUACCGAUCUAAGUUGAUUUUUUCAGGAUGAUGUCUACGAUAUUUUGGUUUUCCUGGGAUGAUUACGAGUCAUUUGAUGGUACUAAUAGAUAAUGUAGUGAAAAAUUCAUGAAUAAGACUGUUAGUAAACUCUCACUUGGUGAGCUUUUAAUAUCUUGUUAUGCCAUUUUGGUACCAUAUGUGCAUGAUGUAAUGCUUCUUUAUUCUACAAAUGCACAUAACUCUUCACAUGUGUGUGGCCAUUUCAAUUUUGACCAAGUCAAGUUGCAACAUAA
Raphanus sativus (radish) is the source of this 1178-nucleotide messenger RNA. RefSeq lists its product as uncharacterized. The coding region runs from base 449 to 805 and encodes 118 amino acids. Gene Ontology annotation, cellular component: ribosome. The record is from RefSeq and is a predicted model, not a curated record. The transcript has 3 exons. Lineage: Eukaryota; Viridiplantae; Streptophyta; Magnoliopsida; Brassicales; Brassicaceae. Gene Ontology annotation, biological process: translation. Gene Ontology annotation, molecular function: structural constituent of ribosome.